Messenger RNA from Thalassophryne amazonica, 2259 nucleotides. RefSeq names its product KIAA1841 ortholog. The record is from RefSeq and is a predicted model, not a curated record. Lineage: Eukaryota; Metazoa; Chordata; Actinopteri; Batrachoidiformes; Batrachoididae. The coding region runs from base 91 to 2214 and encodes 707 amino acids. The transcript has 21 exons.
GGCGUGCUGCACUGCGACAACAGAAGAGUUCACCAAAUGCACCAUCAUAUCUAUUGUCCUGUCUGAGACUGGAUUGUUUUAGGACUUGCGAUGAGCCGCUUCAGCGUGGACAACAACAACUUUCCCUACAACAACAAUGUUCUUGUGUUGGACAUGGUGUUGAGCUCACUGUGGCGAGUGCCACAACCCAUAAACUGGGACAAUGUAGCCAAGCUUGUCCCAGACUUCACUCCAAAGGAGUGCGCUCAUCGAUUUGAGGAGCUGAAAAAUUCAGGAGGUUUUCUUCAUGUGGAUAACCAGUGUAACACCGUGACUGAAGGCAGCAGCUCUCCUUCAGAUGCACUGUCCACACUGUUGGACUCUGGGGAGGUGGUGGAAACAGGAAGCACCCAAAGCACCAGCAAAGUGUCAGGUUCUAGGUCGACACUGUCAGGAAGAUUUGGUGUUGUGGACAAGAAAGAGAAAAGACUCUCAGCAGAAGGAAUUGACAAGCCUCAGAAGCCACGAGAUCCUAACAUGGUGAUCCACGUGUGUGACGAGGCCAAGAACCUGAAGCAGGACUUCACGUGUCCCAGAGACCUUCUCGUGAAAGAGAUGCGCUACUUUGCUGAGUAUCUGUCUGUGGACACUCAGAGGUGGGAGGAGGUUGACAUCUCUGUCCACUGUGACGUGCAAAUCUUUGAGUGGCUCAUGAACUACGUGAGGAGGAACUCCACAGGAGAGCGAAGCAAAGACAAACCGAGGCUCGAGCCCAGCAAUGUGAUCUCAAUCCUGAUCUCCUCCGAGUUCUUGAAGAUGGAUACAUUAGUGGAGGAGUGCAUUCAGUACUGUCACAAACACAUGAGUGUGAUUGUGGCCACGCCUUGCAACAUGAACUGUAUUAACAGCAACCUGGCCACGCGGAUCGCUGAGCUCUUCAACCACAAUGAGGCAGACGACAUCAGGGACAAAAAGGACAAGUUCAAAAGCAAAUUGUUCCAGAAGAAAAUUGAACAUCUUUUCGAUCCUGGCUACAAGAGCAAAGAUUCACCAGGAAACGCCUCAACUCUCUACAGGUGUGGUCUGUGCCUUAAGCUGCUGACCACAGACACUGAGAGGAAGAUUUCUUGUAUUCCAGGAAAAAUCAGUGUUGAUGCUCGAGGAGAGAUAAUCUAUAUGCACAUACGACAGAAGAGCUGGGAUGUGCACGAGUAUCUCGGCAGCCUGUACGAGGAGCUCAAGUCGUGGGUUCUGGUGUACUGGAGAAUCUGGGGAACAAUCAACUACCUUACCUGCUCCAGAUGCCAACAGGUGUUUCUGUGUGCAGAGCUGACACAUUGCAAGUACCACCCAGACCGUGUUUUGUACCCUGGCAUGGCUGGAGAGAAAGGUUGGCAUGGUGGUGGGAUGUAUCCAUGCUGCAAACAGAGGGUUCUUCGAUUUGACCCAUCUGGUAUGCCCAAGGGCUGUAAGAUGAGAGACCACAUAGUUAGUCUCCCUGAUGAGGACAACGGUGAUGAGGUGACCUCAGCUCAGACUAGAGUCCUCAAUGACCUGUUGCUUCACAGAGACACCGUGUGUUUGUCCAAUGUACUGAAAGAAGACCGAGCUGCGGAGUGUCGUUCCAGCACUGAGAAGGUUCAGGACUGUGACGUUCUCUUGGAGCCAACUCUGCUGGGGCCUCUGAGAGCAGACACCAGUGCUUUUUCGCUUUUGAAAAAUUGGAGUCUACAACUGAGGCAACAGUCUCUGCUGUCGGAGGACGAGGAGUACACCACGGGCUCAGAGGUGACUGAAGACGAGGUGGGAGAUGAAGAGGAGCUGUCCAAGAAACAAGCUGCUAAAAAGGCCAAGAAAGUUCACAGGCCGCUGAAAAAGCAGGUGUCCUCUCCAAACUUUCAGCGCAAAGACAAAACAGAAAAAUCACAGUCAAGAGACAGCACACCUUUCACUGUGAGCGUUCAGAAAAGUAAGUGGGACAGUUCACGCUCCUUGAGGUACAACCAGGACGCUCAAAGAGAAGAAGACCAGCGCCGCAUGGUGGAGAUCAUCGGCUACCUGACCAAGAUGAGGUUUGGAGAUCAGGAACAGAGCAAAUCCAAGGAGACAAAGGAGCCUGCAGGGGGAAUCUAUUCAAGGCUGGAAGCACAAUUUAAGAAUGCAGCUCAACAAAGGCCAAAUUUAGAGAAGACACCGAGAUCUAAAAUGCGCUACACUCAGAUCCGGACAACAUAGAAACACGAUGAAAAAGCUGCAACUACUUGAAUGACCAUGAGGACC